Homo sapiens (human) is the source of this 2272-nucleotide messenger RNA. RefSeq names its product cholinergic receptor nicotinic alpha 9 subunit (gene CHRNA9). Lineage: Eukaryota; Metazoa; Chordata; Mammalia; Primates; Hominidae. Gene Ontology annotation, biological process: response to auditory stimulus; monoatomic ion transport; monoatomic ion transmembrane transport. The transcript is spliced from 5 exons. The record is from RefSeq and is marked reviewed. Gene Ontology annotation, molecular function: extracellular ligand-gated monoatomic ion channel activity; transmitter-gated monoatomic ion channel activity involved in regulation of postsynaptic membrane potential; acetylcholine-gated monoatomic cation-selective channel activity. Gene Ontology annotation, cellular component: postsynaptic membrane; acetylcholine-gated channel complex; plasma membrane. Bases 136 to 1575 code for a protein of 479 amino acids.
AAUGCAAGCCUGAGCUCUCCCGCCAUAAGGCUGCAGCGGUGUGGGCUCCUUGUGCCCAGAUCCUUUGUAUUCAUAGGGGGAAGUGGAAGACCACGCUGCCUGACUGAGACUUUAUUAUAGAGGCUCAGGAAAAAGAUGAACUGGUCCCAUUCCUGCAUCUCCUUUUGCUGGAUCUACUUUGCUGCUUCCAGACUGAGAGCUGCAGAGACGGCAGAUGGAAAAUAUGCUCAGAAGUUGUUUAAUGACCUUUUUGAAGAUUAUUCUAAUGCUCUUCGUCCAGUGGAAGAUACAGAUAAAGUCCUGAAUGUGACCCUGCAGAUUACGCUCUCUCAGAUUAAGGAUAUGGAUGAAAGAAACCAAAUUCUGACUGCUUAUUUGUGGAUCCGCCAAAUCUGGCACGAUGCCUAUCUCACGUGGGACCGAGAUCAGUACGAUGGCCUAGACUCCAUCAGGAUCCCCAGUGACCUCGUGUGGAGGCCAGACAUCGUCUUAUAUAACAAGGCUGAUGAUGAAUCUUCAGAGCCUGUGAACACCAAUGUGGUCCUGCGGUAUGAUGGGCUGAUCACCUGGGAUGCACCGGCCAUCACCAAAAGCUCCUGUGUGGUGGAUGUCACCUACUUCCCUUUUGACAACCAGCAGUGCAACCUGACUUUUGGUUCCUGGACCUACAAUGGCAAUCAGGUGGACAUAUUCAACGCCUUGGACAGCGGAGAUCUCUCUGACUUCAUUGAAGAUGUGGAAUGGGAGGUCCAUGGCAUGCCCGCUGUGAAGAAUGUGAUCUCCUAUGGCUGCUGCUCUGAGCCUUACCCGGAUGUCACAUUCACCCUCCUUCUGAAGAGGAGGUCCUCGUUCUAUAUCGUCAACCUCCUCAUCCCAUGCGUCCUCAUAUCUUUUCUGGCUCCUCUGAGUUUUUAUCUCCCAGCAGCCUCCGGAGAAAAGGUCUCCCUGGGAGUGACCAUCCUGUUGGCCAUGACUGUAUUUCAGCUAAUGGUGGCAGAAAUCAUGCCGGCCUCAGAAAAUGUGCCCCUGAUAGGUAAAUACUACAUAGCCACGAUGGCCCUGAUCACAGCCUCCACUGCGUUGACCAUCAUGGUGAUGAAUAUCCACUUCUGUGGGGCCGAGGCCCGGCCGGUGCCACACUGGGCCAGGGUGGUCAUCCUGAAAUACAUGUCCAGGGUCUUGUUUGUCUAUGAUGUGGGUGAAAGCUGCCUCAGCCCGCACCACAGUAGAGAGCGGGACCACCUCACGAAAGUUUAUAGCAAACUCCCAGAGUCUAACCUGAAAGCAGCCAGGAACAAAGACCUUUCCAGAAAGAAGGACAUGAACAAACGCUUAAAGAACGACCUGGGCUGCCAGGGUAAGAACCCUCAGGAGGCCGAGAGUUACUGUGCACAGUACAAAGUGCUGACGAGGAAUAUUGAGUACAUCGCCAAGUGCCUCAAAGACCACAAGGCCACCAAUUCCAAGGGGAGUGAAUGGAAGAAGGUGGCGAAAGUCAUAGACCGAUUCUUCAUGUGGAUUUUUUUCAUUAUGGUGUUUGUGAUGACUAUUUUGAUCAUAGCAAGAGCGGAUUAGUCACAGAUAUUGGCUUUGCUAUCUGGGUAGAAAUUAAUACAAUUCCCUGUGAUCUAUUCCAAUGUUCUUCCAAGAUUUUUGUUCAUCUAUAAUUUAGGGGUUAUGUUGUCUGUGCUUUUUAUUUUUAGCUUCAAAUGAAUGUCGAAGCUAUCUGCUCUGUUAAAUUAAGCAGAAGAACCAAAAUUUCAAGGGUAGGAAGAUGGAAGAAAUAGGGAAAGAGCCCUUUUAUAGCCCACCGUAGUGGUGGGUGACUGGCCUCUAGUUUAUAUAAUUAUUUACCUCUUUGGCAGUACAGAUAACAAAAUACACUUUACUGGUAAAAUUUAAAACAAAAAAGGCAAAACAAAACAAACUCAUUUUCCCCUUAGUUCCCAUUAAAAUAUGCAUUUGAAAAAUGAAAUAGUCAUAUAUAUAUUAGUGUGAUUUAAGUCUCAAUGGUACCUUAUUCAGGCAUAGUGCAUUUGAAGUCAUAUCUCAAAUAGUGGAAUAAAAGGUUUUGUCCCAUGUAAAGAAAGUCUAAGCAUCAGCUGUUUAAUGGGGAAAAGAACUUUCUUCAUAAUGGUGAUGUCGUAUAUGUUGGUUAUGUUUUAUAUAAACCCAAAAGAUGAAGUCAUUCCUGCAUUUACCCUUUGAUUAAAAUAUGAUAGAUGAAGCUGUUCCUGCAUUUAGUCUUGUAUUAAAAUAAGGUGAUUAGCAA